This is a messenger RNA of Striga asiatica, 339 nucleotides long. The record is from the annotation of a GenBank genome assembly. Lineage: Eukaryota; Viridiplantae; Streptophyta; Magnoliopsida; Lamiales; Orobanchaceae.
AUGGCUGGUCAGGUACGUUUCUGUGAAAUGUUGAUGACUGAGAACUGCAAAGUCAAGCUAGCCCAAAGCUACCUCUUCGCUUUGCUCAAGUCAAGAGAAAAGCGCCGCCUGGACUUUUAUGAAUUCAGUACUAUUGCUAACCGUUUCCCUCAAUUGGUCUCUGAGCAAGUCAUGAAGCUGAAGCAACUAACUGUGCUUACUCUGGUUGACACUAACAAGAGCUCUGGAAAGUCAUAUGACGUACUUUGUUCAAGAGCUCAUAGGGCGUGCAGUGGGACGGGCGGGAAGCACAAUUUCAACAAGGAGAGCACGAAGUCGGAUUUUAGGGACCCAUGUUAG